UCAGGAAGACCCAAGAUUCCAACGUGCUAGGCUGAGCCCGGCGGCCGGCGAGGCACCACCAGCAGCCCGGACUGCGGUCCCCCGGGAGGCGCCCUUGGAGCUCCGAGGACUCUACUCAACCCGCCUCGCCUACCCCUGACAUCUGUUACCUCAAAGAGGACUUCACCGCCCGCGCUCCCCACGUCCUCGGCUAGGCCCAGGAGCGCCGUCCACAGCGCCGUCGAGGUGAUGGGCAGCCGGCCCCGCAGCCCCAGAGCUCGCCCUGUGCCCUGGUGGGGACAGCGGCCAGGAGGACCCUGCCCUGCCAAGCGCCUCCGAUUGGAGGAGUCCGCGGGCCCCGAACCCCUAGUGGCGCCCAGCCUGGAAGACCCGGGGACCCCGGCCGUGGGCGCGCUCACCUCCGUAGUGGUCCUGGCCGCGGGCUGUGCCCUGCGUGUGCCCCUGGACAACGUCGACCUGGUGCUAGAGCCCGCACCAACGUCGAUCCUGCGAGUGUCUCUCGGUGGACACACCCUCAUCCUGAUCCCCGAGGUCCUCCUGAGCUCCGUCGACGAACGCUCAGGAGCACAGGGCGACUCGUCUGCCGGCCUGGAAGCGAACGUUUUCCUGGGCGCUCUCAGGGAGGACGUCGUCGUCGAGCUGGAAUUCUGUGCAUCUGUCCCAGAGAUCGCCGCCCAGGAAGAGGCCUACGAGGAGGAGGCGGACCCCAAGUUCCUGGAGCUCCGGAUGGACUCCCCAACCGGCUCAGCCGCUGGGCUCUACCCCUCCGCUAGAAGUAUGUUCAGCCCCUACCAGGAGGGCCCCAUGCCAGAACCCUGUGCUCUGGCCCCCAACCCCAGUUUGGAGAGCGUACGCCCCGUCUUCGACCCGGAAUUCCACCUUCUGGAGCCUGUCCCCAGCUCACCUCUCCAACCUCUACCUCCCUCUCCGCGCGUGGGGAGUCCAGGUCCCCACGCUCGCCCGCCGCUACCAGAACGCCCUCAGUGCAAGGCCCGGAGACGCCUGUUCCAGGCAUAAACUCCCACCCCCACGUACACACAACAAUCCUGGCCGCUCUACUGGCAGCCCUCUGGGAUUGCAGGAAUCUUUCACAUUAUCCAACAACCUGGAAAUUGGGCACCCCGUGUUCGAACAACUGCUUUUUCGCUGCACACUACCGAUAGUAGGAGACGAAGACGUUAGCAAGAAAAGGCAUAUUCUAGACCUCAUCUUUAAAUAGAAAAUCUGCCCAGGGAUACCAGAAAAUGUGUCCAGAUUUCUGGGCUUCUUUACAAGGUCAUAUUCAGAUCCUUUCAUUCUCUCUCGUUUUGCAUCAGUUCUUUCUCUCAAAUUCCAGUCUUUCUCCAGCAUCGUACUGCCACUUCCGUUUCUCCCCAAACCAAGAAACCACUAGAUCUCUUAAACGUUUUUAGUUACCUUGUUAUUUUUUUCCCAUGAAUUUUAGAAGACUUAGCCAUGGUUUUUCUAAGGGUUUUUCCAACUGUUCUCCCAGGAAACUGCCAAACAGUAUGCUUACUAUACAAUACUGUAUGUUGCUUCUUCCUAGGAACCCCUUAUCCUGCUGAAGUUCUCUUCCAGUCUUCUAAUUCUAAAUGAAAAGUUGUGUUGAAUUUUAUCAGAUGUUUUCAGCAUGCAUUGUGUUAUAUUUUUUGUUUUAAUUUGUUAAUCUGGUGAUUUCACCCAAUGGCAAGUGUUUGCAUUCCUGCUAUUCCACAUUAUUUUAUACCUUUUAAAAUCUACCCUGAGUUUUUUCUCAUGUAAACCAAAUUUCUAACUUUUAAAAUGUUAAUUUAUUACUGUAUUUGUCUCAUAUUUGUAUAUAGGAGAUAAAAUAUUACUGGU
Messenger RNA from Cercocebus atys (sooty mangabey), 1842 nucleotides. RefSeq names its product proline rich 23B (gene PRR23B). The record is from RefSeq and is a predicted model, not a curated record. Bases 229 to 1017 code for a protein of 262 amino acids. NCBI's taxonomy places the organism in Eukaryota, Metazoa, Chordata, Mammalia, Primates, Cercopithecidae. The transcript has a single exon.